UGAGAAUCCGAAUGAAUCAGACCAAAAGUGAAUUAGGUUAUGAAGCAGAAUCUCGCCAUAGCAGAGCUUUCCACCAUCGAGAAGCUCGUCGAUAAGCUGCUCUGAAGCUCCUUCACAAGCCAUGGAACGAUUCAACCACAAAGCAUUAGUACAAAGCACCAACUCUACUACAACUCCACUACAGCUCCUACAGCUCUUCCUCAGUUCCUCAGCUCCAGACCGAAAGAGCUCCCCAUCAAAUAGUCCAGUCUUUUGGGCCUGGGUCUUAUUUCCACCAAACGGGUAGAAAAGAGCUGAGAUCUGCCCUGAGUUGACACCACUCUUUUCUUCUAUCACCAGGCUAUUCACAGUUUUCCUCUCCAGCACCACUACUCUCUCUCUUUCUCUCCCUGUUUCCAAUGGCUGACAAGUUGUCUGAAAAACAAAUAACUGAGUUCCAAGAAGCUUUCUCCUUGUUUGACACAAACAACGAUGGCAAGAUCACAAGAAAGGAAUUGGGCACUGUUAUUAGAUCGCUAGGCCAGAAUUUGACUGAAAAAGACUUGAAUCUAAUGAUAAACGAACUAAACAUCAGUGCCACAGAAAACAACAUUGAUUUUCCUGAAUUCUUGACAAUAAUGGCCAAACAGGCUACAACAAACAACAAUGCUGAUAACGACCAACUAGAGAUUCAAUUUAAUGCUCAUAUUGACCACUUUUUUUCUACUUUUGCAAAUGCCAAUAACAAAAUUUCAAUCAAAGAUUUAAAACACGUUUUAUCUUCAAUUGGUGAAACAUUGACAAUAGAAGAAAUCGAUCAAAUCUUACUAGACUCUGAAUUAAAGAAUGCUAAGGAAGUUGAUUACAAUCAGUUUAAAGAGCUAUUAGUCGUUGCUUAAAAUUCAUCUUGUCGUUUACAGACUCUAAAAACUAUAAUAUUUUGAAUUUUUUUGAUUACAUAUUAAACUCAAUCAUUUCAUAGAAAAAGACUAUUCAUCACUUUAGGCAUUUUAAUAAUUUAUUUAUUUUUUAGUCCGCAAAUAGAAUAAUUACUCUAAUACAAAUCUAUUAUAAAUACAAAGAUAUAAAAUUUUAUAAAAUAAAACAAAAAAAAAAAAAGAGAAACUGAUUAGGCUUCAACUUUCACUUUCUCAACUGUCAUACCAGGUUCACUUAAUUCUUCUUCCUCAGAUAUAUUAUCAACUUCGUUAAUUGUCUUUCUUGGCCCAAAAUAAAUUUUAUGGGAAUAAGCAUAAUAAUAAAUAUUGAUA
Molecule: messenger RNA, 1250 nt
Organism: Ascoidea rubescens DSM 1968
Lineage: Eukaryota; Fungi; Ascomycota; Saccharomycetes; Ascoideales; Ascoideaceae
Product: calmodulin
Exons: 1
Coding region: 399-878 (159 amino acids)
Cellular component (GO): myosin II complex
Molecular function (GO): calcium ion binding
Source: RefSeq, a predicted model, not a curated record